Messenger RNA from Soboliphyme baturini, 465 nucleotides. The record is from the annotation of a GenBank genome assembly. Lineage: Eukaryota; Metazoa; Nematoda; Enoplea; Dioctophymatida; Soboliphymatidae.
AUGUCGCUCAAUCGGCGCCUGUACGUUAGCAACGUUUCUUUAUUCCUGUUCCCCGAUACAGUGGUGGUGGCGAAGCCGGCAGAGCACAAGAACUUUGUCGUUUUGGACUACUGUCUCUGGCAGUACGUAGAUAUGAGACUGCUACAGGACGAUUCACCCCUGCUCCCGGCGGGUAUCUCUGAAGCGGUCGGCAACUUCCGGCAAAUCUUCCGUUGCACAUUCAUGCAGGACCACGCCGGCCGUCAGGUGGAGCUCAUUCUAGCGUCAAAUUCAGCAGCCGAACGAACCAGGUGGCUGGACAUCCUCAAGCCACCGUCAACUUUCAUGGACGGUGAAGAAGAGCGGAUAUACGAUGCUUGGGAUUGUCCCCAGGUCCAUGCAACAGGACUUUAUCAAGCGCACGAAGAAGAUGAAAUCAGUCUGUUGAUCGACGACCUCAUCAACGUAUACAGAAAAAUGCCAGAC